GAGCGUGUGCGGUGCUGUGCUAUUUCAAGUGUGGUUGUUAUAAAGUGCAGUGCCAACGAUCUGUUGGAAUUCGGACGCGAUUUCAAGUGCUAAGCCUAUUUCACUUUCAUCGGUCGAAAUACACGCACACAUACCGGUGGAGGAGGUGAAGGAAGGAACCGGGGAGGCCAACCUGCUGCCAUGUGGGAGUGUGGGGCUGCUGUUGCCCAUUUAAUAGGCUGGGCAGGUGGGGGUGGCUGACAUAUAGGGGGCCAUGGGCGAUACGGCGGCUGUCACCCACAGCCCCGCACGGGAAGAGGCAGACGGGGCUGCCGACGUCCCCGGCCGGCCGCCCCACGAGCAUUACAAGGGGCCCCCUCACCAGAUUAUGUUGGAUCCCAGCAUGGCAAAGAGCGAGAAGAGCAAGUCAAACGAAGAUGGAGAAGAUGACAUGGAGAGAUGCCUUCGCUGGGCUCAAGACCUUUCCCAUCUACUAUGUGAUAAAGAAGGAGUUCAGCUGUUCGAGACUUUCCUGGAUCAUGAAAGUGGUCAAAGAGGCAGCCUUUCAUUUCUGCAUGCAUGCAAUGGUCUGCGCUCAUGCGAGGAUCCUCACAUCAAGCAUUAUAUGAAUAUCAUCUACCGGACCUACAUCCGUUCCAACAUGGUGAAACUGUCAGCUGCUGCUUUGGCUGAGGUGACAGAAAAAAUGAAAGCUGGCGAACCAGAUGCAUUCGACCGAGCAGUACAGGAAUAUGAAGCUGUUCUGCAACGAACAGCCUACCCACGCUUCCUUCAGUCUGACCUGUACGUGGAAACGGUGCAGCGCAUGCAAGCAUCUCGCAAUUCUUCACAUACCAGUGAAACGAGGUCAGCAGAUGAAGGUACCUCGUCACCACCUGUAGGGGAGCCUUCCUCCGAAGGAUUGGGUGCAGGAUGUUCAGGGGCAUUGCAGCAGAGUUUGGAGAUUAUGCCAACUGUUCUGGAAGAAGAGGAAGAUGCACACCCACCGAGAAACCCUCCACCAAUAGCCUCCCUCACUGAGCAUAAUGUCCGCAGUCUCUACCGCUGUACUGACGUUCUUCCUCGUCUUGCUCCGAGAUCCAGAAGCAGCAUUCCUGUGCCAAAUCCAUACCACGUGCGGAACUCGUACUUUGUCCCACCGUCGGCGCAGGAUAGCGAGCGGCACAGCAUGUCCUCGGGAGCCUAUACGGAUGAUGCCAACACUGAUGUAGACAGCGUUCCACCCUUCAAGGAGAAGACUUCACACCGCUGCAGUAACAGCCAGAGUGCUGCCAUUCGCAAGAAUGCCAGCUUAAACAGGGACUCACAAGGGGAGCAUGUCAUUAUACCACGCACACAGCUGGAACAUCCGUACAGCCUGGCAGAAAAGAACCCGCCACUGUUUGCAAAUGUCCUCACUGAGAAGUUGCGGGUAGUGAAGAAGCAAGUGGAUGCUGGUGAGAAGAUGGAACGUUUCCACAAGUCUCAAAUGGAGGACUUUCCAGGCACCCCACGACCUCUGCCUCCUCUGGUUGGUUGUGGUGCGCCUACAGCUGCUGUGGCGUCUGCAAUGGAACAGCCUACUCUUUGUGACCGUCUCCUAGCAGUGGAGGAGUCCAGCUCCCAGAGUAUCCUAGAUAACCAUGUGUCAAGGGUGUUCGACUCUCCACAGUGGAAGACACCGCCUCGUUCCACGUCGCCUAAGAGGCGAGGUGCAUCUCUGCCAUCACCUUAUGCUGUGUUGGGACACAACCUCUGGCAUAGAAAGGACCGGGAUGCGUGUUCCAGUGACAGUGGUGCAGUUCGUGAUUAUUCGCCUGAAGAAGAGCUUGUGAGAGCUGGUCAUUGUGGACGUCAGACAGGGCUUGGUGCUGCUGUGCGGCAUCACAGGGGCCUCUCCGACAGUGGCGUAGACAGUGGCACCAGUGCCAUCUAUGAGCCUCUACCCUGCACCAUGGCGGGCCAGGAAAGAGUGAACAACUGGAUUUGCAGUAACAAAAUGCCAGGUGCAUAUCCAUUGCACACAGAUCCAGAAAAAGAGUCCCGGAGUCACAAGAAAUCUGUCUCAUCUGGCACCACGUCCCGAUCCAAGCAGAACCCAACCAGCGGUGUCCGGAGAAGAAUGUCCUCUUCUCAAGGAGCUCCUCAGUGGGGUCCCCAAGAAAUGCCAAUUCCUUCUGUUCCUACACGUUGUCCUGACACCAUGACCCAACUGGUUGAGGCAAGGCGGAGAUUGGAGGUGACCUAUCCCACAGCCGUACAAGUGCAGCAACAGCUAUCCAAAGCCAAGAAAUGCAGCAAGAAUCGACUGCCAGCAACAGCAGUUAGCCCGCAAACAUCAACCACAGGAGAUGUUACAAUCAUUGGAUACUGCUAUCAAGGAGAGACUGUUCCAUACAGAAGGAAAGUGCCUGGCAAAGACAUUACUUUGCGCCAGUUCAAGGCCUUGUUGGGCAAAAAGGGAAAUUACAGGUAUUUCUUCAAGCGGUCGUGCCAGGAAUUUGGAACAGAUGUAGUGAGCGAAGAGAUCUCCGAUGACAACGAAGUGCUGCCACUUUGGGAGGGCAAAAUCUUUGCUACCAUCGAACCCAUUGAAUGACGGUUUCCUUUGUGUGCCUACAGAGACCUUAGUCGGACGAGCUAAGUUAUUUGCAGCGUGUUUACGCCGGAGGACUCCUUUUUUAAGGAAGAGGAAUGUUUGCAGUUGGUGACUUGGUUGUGGGGGAGUUGUGACCGUUAGUGCCUCAGAUAAGCAUUUGCAUCGCACCAAAGACUUGAGCAACCAUUUUAGUACACUUAGUUAACUUUUGUUCACAUGCUUUUAUGUGUAUGUAUGGAUGUGGGUGCUGUGUUUGAAUGGCAGUUUGCAAUACCAACAUUGAAGAGUGCCUGCAUUGAAAGCAAGUUAUGCAGGUGUGUACCAAGAAAGAUUAAUCGUCGUGCAGUCAUUCAUUUUAUUUGCUUUAAGUGACACAAUGAUGGUGUAUAGACAACAGGGGUUGACUGUGCUGGGAAAAACCUUGAAGAUUCUUAGCAAUACUUCCUUUUUCUGUAAAGUAUACUCCCUAAAGUGCAACCAGGAUAUUUGGAAUCAAAAUCAUCACUGGUUUUAUUAUGAAUUGCCAACCAAAGAUAAAAAAAUAUGCUACAGAUAUCCUUUUCAGGUAUCACAAAUUGAAUAGGAUAGGGCAUGUCACUUGUUAGAUGCAAGAAAGUGUCUUGGUGCCAGUGAAAUCCAGUCUCACGUGUGCACAGAUCAUGUCACCUGCUAUUCCUCAAACUCUGUUUUCGUAUCAUAGUCCCUACAGAGCACAUUCUUAGAAAAAGGAAAAAUUAUAUUGCUAGCACAUUUCAGGUACAAGUGCAAAGCGUGAGACAUAGUUCUGGUGUGAAGCUGUGCUGAGAAACAUUGAUAUACACUCUCUGUUUGAAAAAAAAUUUCCUGUUUCCCCUUUACUGUCAUCUUUUGUUGUAAACUGGUUUGGAAAUGUUGUUUUACUCAAACUGUUUGCAGUGAAGUGAAGUGACAAAAAAAAAAAAAAAAGCAACGAUGGCCUUAUAGAUCCUUUGCCAUAGCAUACUGACCACUCAAGUGACCUUAGAAACAAUGAACAAGCAAACUCAAUGUGUCCAUUGGGAUUGCUGGUGCUGUGACAACUAGGUGCUUUUGAAAUGUUGAGGAAUUGCCUUUAUUUUGUAUAAACAUGACAAGCUGGUUGAAUAUCAUGGCAGAAAAUUAUUUCUUGUUUUCUUUGCAUUUGAAGAGGUGCCACACAAUUCUUACUACUACCAGUCCUCAAUUCCAGAAUAGAACUUAAGUGUAAAAGGCACUUCAACAUCUAUGUGACAUUGUGAAAACCUUGGCAUGUCUCACGUUACCCUACAACAUCGAACUGGUCCUGGUUGGUGAGAAUUGGGUUGUAGUGUGUCACUGGCUAUACCUCAUGUGUUUUUAUGCCCAGUGCAUUCACUUGUGCUACGAUGUCAGAUUGUGGCAUUGUUAUACUGUGACGACAAAUUCCAUACAUUCAGGGAACUACCAUAGCUUAAUUAUAUGGCAUGCACAUGAUAUAUUCAACUCUGGAGUAGAGGCAGAAGCAUCAUGCAUAUGGUUCCAGAUGGAUCUGGAGCAGCAUUAUGUUACGAGUGUAGUUUUCAUAGUAUGGAAGCUAUAAAGAAACUCAUCUGCCCAGUACACUUACGCUUGAAUUAUAUGCUUAACUGAAUAAUUCCACGAACAAUCAAAGCUAAUUUUCGAGCUUCCAGCAAAUUUAGGCUAAAAUUCAAAGAUCACAAGAAUACCUGAGUGCUUUACAGCCAUGGCAACAUUGGUGUUCUACAUCUUGUGCCUUGUUAUGUGAUGCAAUCUAUUUAAUGCCUCUGCCAUUCUUAUGAUUCUCUUGAUGCUGCUGGUGCAUUUCUUCAGUUCUUGGUUUUAAGCAUUAAACUGUAGGUGGGUACAAAUUUGUGCUAGUAUGCUGGCAUCUACAUGUUUACUUGUUUUCUUUUUUGUCUGUAAUGGUGUAGUUUGUAAAUUUGAUAUCCAUCUGUGCCAAGGUGCACAGUAGUGGCAGCUGACAUUUUAAGCCAGGCAUCCUGAGUAACACUUGUAAACUAGUUUGUAUGCAUUUCUUUGUGGAGGUGUAACAUAAGUCUUCCUGUAAAUAAAAUUCCACUGUUACAGGUUUUUAUUGCAA
Ornithodoros turicata is the source of this 4676-nucleotide messenger RNA. It is a transcript of the gene Axn, whose product is annotated as axin-2-like. The transcript is spliced from 14 exons. Gene Ontology annotation, cellular component: beta-catenin destruction complex; nucleus; plasma membrane. The coding region runs from base 254 to 2578 and encodes 774 amino acids. Gene Ontology annotation, biological process: positive regulation of proteasomal ubiquitin-dependent protein catabolic process; cell development; positive regulation of protein kinase activity. The record is from RefSeq and is a predicted model, not a curated record. Lineage: Eukaryota; Metazoa; Arthropoda; Arachnida; Ixodida; Argasidae. Gene Ontology annotation, molecular function: ubiquitin protein ligase binding; beta-catenin binding; protein kinase binding.